Messenger RNA from Paralichthys olivaceus (Japanese flounder), 927 nucleotides. RefSeq names its product signal sequence receptor, gamma (gene ssr3). Lineage: Eukaryota; Metazoa; Chordata; Actinopteri; Pleuronectiformes; Paralichthyidae. Gene Ontology annotation, cellular component: membrane; endoplasmic reticulum. Gene Ontology annotation, biological process: SRP-dependent cotranslational protein targeting to membrane. The record is from RefSeq and is a predicted model, not a curated record.
AGAAGAAAGGCCUGCGUCGUAUUUCCGGGUUUAUGCUGACGAGUCUCUCUUCUUCUCGUUCACCGACGUGUCAGUCUCUUGUUUCCCCCGAGCCGAGCAGCAGUCAGGCCGGUCAGUCAGUCCGCAGACAUGGCGCCUAAAGGCAGCAACAAGCAGCAGUCGGAGGAGGACCUGCUCCUCCAGGACUUCAGCAGGAACCUCUCCGCCAAGUCCACAGCUCUGUUCUACGGCAACGCGCUCAUCGUCUCUGCCAUCCCCAUCUGGCUCUUCUGGAGGAUCUGGCACAUGGACCUGGUCCAGUCUGCAGUUUUAUACGGCGUCAUGACUCUGGUCAGCACCUACCUGGUGGCCUUUGCCUACAAGAACGUCAAGUUUGUUCUCAAACACAAAGUUGCCCAGAAACGUGAGGACGCUGUUUCCAAGGAGGUAACCAGGAAGUUGUCUGAGGCAGACAACCGCAAGAUGUCCCGCAAGGAGAAAGACGAGAGGAUCCUGUGGAAGAAGAACGAGGUCGCUGACUAUGAGGCCACCACCUUCUCCAUCUUCUACAACAACACUCUGUUCCUGGUGCUCGUCAUCGUCGCCUCCUUCUUCUUGCUAAAGAACUUCAACCCCACCGUUAACUACAUUCUGUCCAUCAGUGCCUCCUCUGGACUCAUCGCUCUGCUCUCGACCGGCUCCAAGUAAAGGAAGAAGAAGGGAGGAAGCUGUAAGGAUGAGGGAUAAUGGGGUGGGAUUGGUCAGGAGAGGAGGGGAGGAAGUGGAUUUACAGAAUAUUUUUUUCACUAUUCUUGAGAAGGGGGUUUAAAGGGGGGCUGGAAUAUCACAUUUCAACUUCAUGAAAUUCAUGAUCAAAUAUCUGGAGGGUGUUUCUCCAGGUCUGUCUUCUGUUUUUUGUAACAAAUAAAGCAACCAGGUCUACUUGUG